AUUCGAGAAUUGGUUGUUAUUGAUGUGUGUACUUUUUCGCAAUGCGUUAUACCUAUUGUCGGUAUAUUUAAGAGUAGAUAUUACUUGAUGAAUACUACACUCCGAGAUGAACAAUCCUGAGAUAUUCUGAAUGAGAUAAAAUCAAUCUAUCACGUAUUACAGAUAUGGAGGCCUUUAUCAAUAUCUCCCUAUCCGUUCAGUAGUUCUCAAGAUUGAUUAAAGUGCACACGUGUUAAGAUGCCACACAGAAAGAUCUCUCGUGGACCACCGGAACUUAUGACGAUCUUAUUUGAAGUAGCCAGCAACAUUCAGAUAAAAGAUAUAGAGUAUGUUCUUGAGUUUGGCUGUGACGAAGUUGACUGCUACUACGGCGGUCUUUACAAAGUGACCAUAACAGGAUACAGAAAUGGAUGCAAAGUUAAGAAGAAAUAUAUCAUAAAGUGGCAUUCUGAUCCAAAAAAACGAAAUGCUUUCCGUAAAGCACAUAAACGUGAGUUUCUAUUCUAUCAAAAAAUUAUCCCAGCGUAUCUCGAAAUUCAAAACCGUUUCAAAGUUAUUGAGGGACUAAAGACAAAAUUUCCGAAUUGUGAUUUCGCUUGCUGUGACAAAGGAAGAGAGGCCAUUGUAGUGUCGGAAACACAAGGAUACAAGGUUCACGACAGAUUUCAAAAGUUAUCACUGGACCACGUUUCACUCGCGGUGAAAAAUUUAGCGAAACUGCACGCUCUGUCUUUUGUGCUGGAAAAAUCUCAACCAGAGAAGUUUGAGGAAAUAAAAAAGGCAUGUUAUUUCGACGUGCAGUAUGCAGAUGUAGAGCUCAUGCCAAAGUCAUUGUUCUCAUAUUACGAGGUUUCAGUGAACGUUGUUAAAGAUGCAUCAGCGAAGAAGAAGCUGCAAGAUAAUAUAUCAAACGUACUUAGAAUUUUGCAUAAGUGUGCAAUGCCGGAUACAAAAUACAGCACCAUUUGUCAUGGCGACUGUUGGAAUAAUAACAUUCUCUACAAAUAUCAGAAAAGCAGGCCGGUGGAUGUAAUGUUUAUCGACUGCCAACUGCUCAGAUACGCAUCACCCGUCACCGAUAUAUCGUACUAUUUGUACAUGACUACUGACCACGAAUUCCGCUUAAAAUAUUAUGACCACGUCCUCUCUUUGUAUUACUGGACAUUAUCGGCGGUGCUGCGUCAAUGUGAUUGGGACAUUAAUGAAAUCUACCCAGAGAGUAUUUUCCAACAGCAUCUGAAAGAUUACUCGGUGUUUGGUUUGAUAGAAGCUUUGAUAUCAAUGAAGAUAAUUACGGCAGAAAUAGAGGACGCGCACAAGAUGACAGAGGUGAAAUACGAGCUGACCGAAGAAGGAUCGUGCGGGAGUGAAUUGCAGAAUAGUUUGCUAUACGAGCAGCGAGUGAACGGUGUUGUCAAUGAUUUCUUUUCGAGAAACUAUUCCUUGGAUGCUGUUCUUAGUAAAUGAUAACGAGGAUCUCAUGGGUUUUACUAAUGGUGACUCGACGUUUGGCUGGCAACAUAUUAUGCAAUUUAAACCGUUGAUGGUUGUAAUCUUAGAUUAAUAAAACCUAGAUAGAUAGUCAGUGCACGAAAGGUGAGGCAGAUUUUAGUAAGCCAGAAUGGCUUACUCGUAAACGUCACAUGAACUGUCAAAGUGAAAAAUUGGUAAACACGUCCGACGACUUUUAAUUAAUUAAGACGGUUUGUGCUGUGAAAGGGUGUCUAAAUACAUCAGAAAAACUAAAGAAAGUGACCAGUGUUACAUUUCAUAAGUAAGUAGGUACUACAAUUCGACGCGUAUUUUGCUUGAAUUUGGCUUUCAAAAAUUAAAUACGGGAAUGAUACCAGUAACAAGAAAAUUUAUUUCCCAAUUGUUCGCCGUACAAAUACACUUCCUUUUUUAUGAAAUCGAGACUUUUCAGUCGAUUUAUCUUAUUGUAAUUAGGUAGGUACUUUGAAUUCAAUAAAUAAGUAAGUACAUGA
Molecule: messenger RNA, 1985 nt
Organism: Ostrinia nubilalis (European corn borer)
Lineage: Eukaryota; Metazoa; Arthropoda; Insecta; Lepidoptera; Crambidae
Exons: 2
Coding region: 238-1467 (409 amino acids)
Source: RefSeq, a predicted model, not a curated record